Messenger RNA from Cladocopium goreaui, 2931 nucleotides. The record is from the annotation of a GenBank genome assembly. NCBI's taxonomy places the organism in Eukaryota, Dinophyceae, Suessiales, Symbiodiniaceae.
AUGGGAGAUUCUCGCGACAAGUUGAAGCACUUGGUUCCAGGUAAGUUGGUCACUGAACACACUCAGACUUGCAAGCGAGGAGUGCACAAGUGCAGCUUGUGCGCCGUGCAGCAGUCAUGGUCACUUUACAAAAAACCAUGGCUGAGAGUGCUUCUGGUCGAUGGAGAAUCCAAGCUCGGCUGCAGCUUAUGCGCGAAAGCCGGUCUGGAGGGCCCAUGGGCCAACUUUGAACAAACUCCGACUUCCGUGUUGAAGAAACACAACUUGGAGAGGCAUGAGAAGUCCAAGGGACACAUGACAGCAAGCCAAGAUGAUCUUUGCGGAGCCCCUAGCGACGAGGCUUUUAAGUCAAGUUUGCAGGGUAUGACGCAAGGACAAUCUGCGAGACAAGGUGGCGGAUCGUCCGAUAAAAAAACUCAAGUGCGGUAUGCCCUCUCGGAAGCAGUUUGUGCUCGCAACAGGACUUUGCUGGCAGAGUCUCGCUGCAUCUCAUUGAUGAGAGACGAACGCAAAGGAAAUCUUCUUGUGCGCUUCCGCGCUGUUCUACCGGACCUAACCACCAUCAGUGGCGCGCUUGGCUUGCAGCCUGUGACAGGUUCUGCUGAGUCCAUAGCUGAAGCAACUGCUGAAAUCAUGCAGAACUUCUGCCAACCGAUGCGGCAGCCUCCCAGACAAGCCAAGGAAAGCGAGCAGCCGGUCGACUCUGAACUUCUACGGAAGAUUCAGGACAGGGUCACCAUGGUGGCCAGUGACGCUGCUGCAUCCGAACUUUUAGCAGGUGACUUAGAGAGAGGGCGCCGUAGGGCCGCGACCGACUUUCAAUCCAAAUUUACAAAUUGCAAGAUCGUCGGCAGAGAUGCGGCGCAUGCAUCGACCCGUCCCUUGAAGAGACCAUUCCUUGCAUUGGAACCUGUCAAAAGUUUGACAAACGAAUGGAUCCAUGGGUCCGAAAGCUUCGCUCAGAAGGUGCACCACAGCCACAUCCUCAGCCAAUGGUGGGCCAAGGCCGUCCAAUGCAAAGAGGACUCCGACUUGACUGGAAACCUUUGCACCUCCAUGUCUGCGGCGAAGCACAGGUUCUCGUCAUACUUGAAUCCUCUCAGCCGGAUAAUUCGGAAUUUGCAAGCAGCUUUCAAUGUGUGCGGCAGGGUCCAAGCCAUGCGAGGUGCUGAGGCAACUUGGGCAACCAAGCUUUGCCAAAAUUUCAGUUCGUUCAAAGCAGCUUUGCUUGCAAUGAUUACCGACGCUGCAGCUAUCAGCAACGACUACACAAGGGAAUGCGACCGUGAAGACAUUGAUGUUGCUGAUUUGAAUUUACGAGCCAGCCAUUUUGUCCUCUCGGCAAGGUCUCUCUUCGUUGACCGGAAGGUGUUGACACUACCCACUUUCACGAAAGAAUUCUUAGAUAGAAGAAUUCCCGUGACCAUUCUUCAGGAUGGGUUUGCGUUGGACAUCCAAGUUUCGAACCGAGACUUGGACAGGGCUUUUGCAGUCAUGGAGGAAUGGGUGUCUCUCGUGGAGGAAGUCGUCGCGCAUGAGUUUCCGAGUUGGCACUUGGCGGCGGCAUUUCAAGUUUUUCAUUUGUCUGACUGCGUAAGAGGCCGUGACUGCAGUGCGGAUGUUUUACGGAACUUGGAGAGGCUGGCUCAAGUGUAUUCGGUACCUUUUGAGGCACUGAAGCAAGAGUAUGCCCGCUUGCUGCCCAUUGCUGCAGCUUUGAAGAAGCAAGCAGGUUUGAGUAACAGAGAAGCAUGGAGGGAAGCCCUUCAACGCACAAGCAGUCGGAAAGGUGCCCAGGGAAGGAAGUAUGAGGCCACGGCCCUGAUACAAGUCAUGGCAGCUUGUCAAUGUUGGACCGCAGCCACAAGUGGAGUGGAGCAACAAUUCUCGAAGCUCAAGAGAAGUCCUGUGGAACUUUCCAACGCUUCUGUGGACACAGACCGUCGCCUUGCAAUUGUCAUGGGCGAUGGGCAGGCCAGGAGCCCAGCAGUGCAACCUGAAGUGAUUCAAGCCGCUCGACGAAUCUACGCUUCCCUACUGUCCAGUGGAAGGUCCCGGCCGCGGACAAAACCAAGGUUCGAUUGUGGUGUCACAGGCAAAGUGAAGACCGGAUCUUUUGCCAACUGGAACCGCACAAGAAAGAAAGCAUUGCUGGAAGCAGUGCAAAAAUGCGAAACACCUCCUCGGAAACCUUCCGAGCUGUUGACAGCUGAGGCUCUGGCAGAUGGCUGUUUGUUGCCGGAUGAGGUCACCCAAGAGGUUCAGGAAGAGGCCUUGCGACUGACCAAAGCAAACCGACAAGGAGAUGGCAUCAGUGGGCCUGCCAAGGUCUCAGUGGCCCAGCGUGGUGUUGCUCCAAGAUGGAAGGCGGCAAGGCGCAAGCAGUCCUGGGGGAAUCCUAUUGUUGGUGAAUUGCCUGCCAUUGAUUUGCACGUUUGUUUUUGUUUUGUUCCUGCCAAGCAUCUGCAUCUUACUACCCAUGUCCAGGACCUGCGGCAAGCCAAGCUCUUCGUGGUCUCAAACUUCGUUAGGGUGCAAAGAAAAGUGCGUUUCAUGGCUGCUCUGAGUGGAUCCGUCUUGAUGUCAGCUUCUGCUUUGCUUGGAGCAGGAGGUGUGAAGUUGACGUUUCACCCGGGUCAGGAGAUACAAGUUGCAAUCUUCGUGACUGACACUUUCAAGGCCGAAGAGCCAGGAAUGACUCUACUGCUACGUGAGGCAUGUGCCCGUGGGUGGCAGGCAGUGAGGGCGGAAGAUUUGAAAGGCCGCGGGCGAAAGCCCAGUCUCCAUCUCAGGGGUGCGGGGGAGGCCAUCCCAGCUGGUUUCAACAAAACCAGGGUGAAGUGUUUUACUGUCACCGAAUUUUUGCGUUGGCUCACGGCAACUUGUCUCAACAAGACGGCAAGCUCCCGUGUGAAGAUAGCAGCUGCUUGA